Messenger RNA from Procambarus clarkii (red swamp crayfish), 1376 nucleotides. RefSeq names its product alcohol dehydrogenase class-3 Fdh (gene Fdh). Lineage: Eukaryota; Metazoa; Arthropoda; Malacostraca; Decapoda; Cambaridae. Gene Ontology annotation, biological process: formaldehyde catabolic process. Gene Ontology annotation, cellular component: cytosol. Gene Ontology annotation, molecular function: S-(hydroxymethyl)glutathione dehydrogenase [NAD(P)+] activity; zinc ion binding. The record is from RefSeq and is a predicted model, not a curated record.
AAAAAAUUGGGCUACUCUUAUUACAAAUUCGCUACUUUUAGCAAUUUGAAUCUGGCAACCCUGCCGAGGCGUCGCCAGUGACUUGUGAGGAGAGAGACGAGGCGCCAUGGCAGCAACCAAGGGCCAGGUUAUAAAGUGUAAAGCAGCUGUUGCGUGGGAAAAGGAGAAACCACUGACUUUGGAGGAUGUAGAGGUUGCUCCUCCAAAAGCUGGAGAAGUCCGCAUAAAGAUAUUGGCAACUGGAGUUUGUCAUACUGAUGCUUACACUCUGGAUGGUCAUGACCCUGAGGGAAUAUUCCCAGUCAUCCUUGGACAUGAGGGAGGUGGCAUUGUGGAAAGUGUUGGAGAGGGCGUCACCUCUGUGAAAGAAGGUGAUCACGUUAUUGCUUUGUACAUACCUCAGUGUCGUGAAUGCAAGUUCUGCAAGUCCCCCAAAACAAAUUUAUGUGGCAAAAUUAGAACAACGCAAGGCAAGGGUGUGAUGCCAGAUGGAACCACACGUUUUACUUGCAAAGGGAAGGAAAUCUAUCACUUCAUGGGAUGCUCUGCCUUCUCUCAGUACACAGUUGUAGCAGAGAUUUCUGUUGCUAAGGUCAGUGAAUUGGCUCCUAUUGAGAAGGUGUGCUUGCUUGGCUGUGGUGUGAGCACGGGUUACGGUGCAGCUCUCAACACUGCUAAGGUGGAAGCUGGCUCUACAUGUGCCAUCUUUGGUCUUGGUGCUGUUGGCUUGGCUGCUGCUAUGGGCUGCAGGACCCAAGGUGCAAAGCGCAUCAUUGGUAUUGACAUGAACCCAGACAAAUUUGAACUUGGAAAACAGUUUGGUUGUACCGAGUUUGUGAACCCAAAUGACCAUUCUUCUCCCAUUCAAGAGGUUCUUAUCAACAUGACAGAUGGUGGAUGUGAUUACACUUUUGAGUGCAUUGGUAAUGUGAAUGUGAUGCGUGCUGCCUUGGAGGCAUGCCACAAGGGGUGGGGUGAGAGCGUCAUCAUUGGUGUCGCAGCUGCAGGCAAGGAGAUCUCCACUAGACCAUUCCAGCUGGUAACUGGAAGAGUCUGGAAAGGAACAGCCUUUGGAGGUUGGAAGUCUCGUGACAGUGUGCCAAAGCUGGUCGAAGACUACAUGAAUAAGAAAAUAAUGGUUGAUGAGUUUAUAACUUACACAAAACCAUUGGAUGAAAUCAACUCUGCUUUUGAACUGAUGCACCAGGGAAAGGCAAUUCGAAGUGUCAUACUUAUGGAAUAAUUCAUUUUUGCCCUCUCAGGUUUUGAGGUAAAUUGUAAAUGGGUUCGCAUGAUUCAUAAUUAAAGUUAAAAUUUUAUAUUAGCAAUCCAGCUUUAUACUUUAUAUAAUCUCAAUAAAACAAUGUACUGUCCAA